AUGUGGCCCAAAAAGAAUACGUGUCAUCUUGUGCAGCUUUGGCUUGAUCGUUCGAAAUCGCAACCGCUAUCCCUCUUCCUUGGCGAACACCCUUUUGGCGAAGGAGGUAGUACCCCGGUACGGGAAAUCCUUGCAUUAUUCAUCAGUCAUGCGCAUCGAUGGCAAGCCAUUACUCUUGGUUUGAACGAUGCUGUUCAGGAUAUGUUUCGUGAUGUUCCCCUCGGUGUUAUGUCAUCCCUUGACCAUUUCGGUGUUUCAGUGCGAAAUUGGAGCACUGGUUCACUUGAACAGCUCUCGGUUUGCUUACACACCUCUUCUCUCAGAACAAUCGCCUGGGAAAACUUUCCCCAAGAUUAUCUCCCCACUUCUAUUUGUUGGAGCCAACUCACGGAAAUAACUUUGGGCUGCGUUCGAAAUUCAGAAGACCUUUUCGAGGUUCUGACGAAAUGUCGGGUCCUCAGGGUUCUCAAUAUUCCGAAUCUUGAUUUUACUUCACCUCGCUCGGGUGACGGACACAUCAUACUACCUGAUCUUUAUGACCUUCGUCUAGGUUUCGUUGCUGAUGUGGCACAAAUUCUUGACGGCUUACUCCUGCCACGAUUGACGGAGCUCCGUCUUUAUAAUGGUUUCCGUGGAUUGAUUUCUGAUGGCUGGAACGCCUCUGUUAAUCUUCUCCAGCGAUCGGGAUGCCAGUUAAAAACGUUUACAUACAGCCAGUUGGGCUCGGACGAAAUGGAGCUCAUCCAAGCCCUCGCCUUGCCCGUUUUCUCAUAUGUCUCCAACAUCACUAUACGCAGUCCCAUCAGCGAUGUGACGUUGAAUGCGCUCAACAAUCGAAAUCUGCCAUUGCUGCCCCGCUUGGAAGAAGCAUUCUUUUACGAUUGCCACACUUCAGAUGGCGCCAUGUCCUCAUUUGUUUUGUCUCGGUUGCAUACUUCACAAACCAUAACUUCAAUCCUCAAACGUUUGGAAGCGAAUCUCUGUGGUCCUUCAUUGUACUCGCAUGAUCUGCGACUGAAGGAGAGAUUACUGGAUCAAAAGAUUAUCAUCAUGAUUGACGCUUCCCCCCGACUCAAAUCACAUCCUAGUUAAGCUCCCCUUCUUUAAUGUCAACAUACACUUGAUGCAUUUGCGACCGAAUUGAUUGCUCCACCCCUUUCUGAAGUCGACAUCGUAGAUAGAGCGAGCCUAGCCUCGACCAUUUUAUCCCCAGUUCGGUUAUAGGGGUUUUGGAUUCGGAGACGACAGAGAGGAUGUGGAGAUUCGCAAAAUUGACUCGUACAAAAAGUUGAUUCACGUCAACACUUGAUGAUAUAGUCAAGGAGUCCAAAUGAUGCGUAAAAGGAGAGAGACGUUUCCGUGGGGGGAUGGAGUACAAGACUGGGUUGAGGCGCGAUAUUGAGUGGACGGUGAACACCCUGAGUGGCAAACAAGCCAUAAGGAUAGCAUGAAAAUCGCCAGUUGAUAUGCGGCAGUUCGAAAGAUGGAGCGUCCCAAGGCCGCGAAAGUAGGGCAGAUAAGGAAGCCUCAAUUGCUUCGGAAGGUGCUUCAGCUCACCCGCCCAAAAAAAUCGAGCUAUAUGCCUCUCCUUUCUGUCAAAAAACUCUACUAGCGGGAGCGAACAGUUAAAAGGCACGUCAACGUGAAUCUCGACAGUCUCGGGAUUGUGCUCCAUCGCUAGGGUCCAAACCCUCCCCAUUGUCUCGUAGGAUUCGGUCGUUGGUUGACCACCCUGCAGCUCUAUCUUGAUCUUCGAAUCUAUACCACGCUCCGCUGAAGCCCUGACGAGUUCCUUCUCCCAGUCUUUGGAAUUCUCCUCGCCACCGAUAAUGACUUGCAAGGCUUCCGACUCUACAGAUGGGCAGAUAACUUGGACCUUUGGUUCACGUCGCAGUGAGUGGGAUGAAACAUAUCGAACCAACAAGAGGAGGAUGAUGAUUACGGGGACGAUGAUCGUGCCCAAGAGCCUGAGGGCGGAUAAGGUGGAAUCGGGUGCUU
This is a messenger RNA of Laccaria bicolor S238N-H82, 1998 nucleotides long. RefSeq lists its product as uncharacterized. The coding region runs from base 1 to 1092 and encodes 363 amino acids. The transcript has a single exon. Lineage: Eukaryota; Fungi; Basidiomycota; Agaricomycetes; Agaricales; Hydnangiaceae. The record is from RefSeq and is a predicted model, not a curated record.